This is a messenger RNA of Cylicocyclus nassatus, 390 nucleotides long. The record is from the annotation of a GenBank genome assembly. NCBI's taxonomy places the organism in Eukaryota, Metazoa, Nematoda, Chromadorea, Rhabditida, Strongylidae.
AUGCUGGAGGUCAGCCACCAUGAAGCGGUUAGUGCUCUACGCAGUGCUGGAAACUGUGUUAAGAUGAAGAUCCUCCGGGAAAGACCUGCACCACCACCAGAAAGUCGAGCACUCAGGGAGCUUGACGUCAGUGACAAGGAGUCCCUGAUAAUCAGCCGCCUGGGGAAUGACGCCUGCCAGGACUUCAUGAGGGACCGCAGCCCUUUGGCAACCAGGAUCGAAGCUGUGAUCUGCAAUGGCAAAGAGCUUAUACCUCGUAUUAUUCUGACUCACCCCUCUACCUCGGAUGAAGAUGUGGAGCCCCUGAACCAUGACGCGGAUGCUGGGGACAUUGAUGACCCUGAUGAUCACAUCUAUUCAGAUCUGAGCAGUGCUUUCUAUCCAGCGUGA